Perca flavescens (yellow perch) is the source of this 604-nucleotide messenger RNA. RefSeq names its product gamma-crystallin M3. Gene Ontology annotation, molecular function: structural constituent of eye lens. Bases 50 to 604 code for a protein of 184 amino acids. Lineage: Eukaryota; Metazoa; Chordata; Actinopteri; Perciformes; Percidae. The record is from RefSeq and is a predicted model, not a curated record. Gene Ontology annotation, biological process: lens development in camera-type eye; visual perception. The transcript has 3 exons.
GUGCAAGAGCAGCAGCAGUACCAGCAGCAGCAGCCCACUGACCAGCAAAAUGACUUCCACUGGAAUGAACAUGAUGAGCAAGAUCAUCUUCUACGAGGAGAGGAACUUCCAGGGUCGUUCCUAUGAGUGCAUGAGCGACUGCCCCGACAUGUCCUCCUACAUGAGCAGGUGCCACUCCUGCAGGGUGGAGAGAGGCUGCUUCAUGGUGUACGACCGCCCCAACUACAUGGGAAACCAGUACUUCAUGAGGAGGGGCGAGUACAGCGACUACAUGAGCAUGCUGGGCAUGAGCGACACCAUCAAGUCCUGUCGCAUGAUCCCCAUGCACAGGGGAUCCUACAGGAUGAGGAUCUACGAGAGGGAGAACUUCGGCGGUCAGAUGUAUGAGCUGAUGGAUGACUGUGAUGACAUCAUGGGUCGUUACCGCAUGUCCAACUGCAUGUCCUGCAACGUGAUGGAGGGCCACUGGCUGAUGUACGAGCAGCCCCAGUACAGAGGCAGGAUGAUGUACGUGAGGCCCGGCGAGUACAGGAACUUCAUGCACAUGGGCAGUAGCAGCAUGAGGUUCAUGAGCAUGAGGCGCAUCACCGACUCCUGCUAUUAG